Messenger RNA from Anopheles funestus (African malaria mosquito), 3063 nucleotides. It is a transcript of the gene Uro, whose product is annotated as uricase. Gene Ontology annotation, biological process: urate catabolic process; purine nucleobase catabolic process. NCBI's taxonomy places the organism in Eukaryota, Metazoa, Arthropoda, Insecta, Diptera, Culicidae. Gene Ontology annotation, molecular function: urate oxidase activity. The record is from RefSeq and is a predicted model, not a curated record. The coding region runs from base 1858 to 2841 and encodes 327 amino acids. Gene Ontology annotation, cellular component: peroxisome. The transcript is spliced from 4 exons.
AAUAACCAGACAAUUUCAUAUCAAUUCAAAUAAUGAUAUUCAACAAUGUACAUAAUAUCUCCUAACAAAGUUCAUGAUCCUGUUAUUAAAUCGUCCUCUAUUCAAUCUAUAAACCAUCGCGUCAAUGAAAUCUAUUUGCUAAACAUCUGUUAAGGACAUGCAGCAUGCAACUGCACCAGACGCCAGUUCUAGGAAACAGAAAUGACGGGCUUAAAUCGUCCUCAACCGGUACUGAAGAUUGUACACGCUUGAACAACAUUUUGUUUUGACUAAAACCGAAUCCGACGCAAACUCGUGCCUCAAAUCCCCUGCGAAGCAAUCGCGCAAACCGGCUCAAUUCUCGGAACCUCCCAACAUGAUGGGCUUGAUAAGCUGCACAAUCUUGCAAUCUGUAAACGGAAGAUUUCGUAACUAUCGGCAACAGUUGCUAAACAUAUGGUGAAAAAUUGAGAAAAAAAAAUUGAUUAAGUGGUACGUUCCAACUGAUCCGGGUAUUGCAAUGCGUUAAAUUGUUUACUAAACAUGCAGCAAAGAGUGAAUCUUGUUAUGCGGCUAGUUCACGUGAGGACAUAGUAAAUUAAUGCAAACGGUUUGUUCCACCUAGAACGACAAGUUUAUCGAUACAACGAACGUGAUCAGUGAUCGUGUAAUUAGUACAACCGGCAGUAAACAACAAAGUGUUUAGUGUUGUUCUACGCAUGAAUCAUUUUUGGGGAAAAAAUCUCACUACUGCAGUCGUCAACAGAUGGUUACUUUACAUACACAACCCAUGGACCCAAAUUUGUGUAGCUCUGUCCUUCCUUAUCAGUACUCUGUUUACCACAUCUUGACGGACGGCAUUAAGACCCUGAAUCAUUAUUUGGUUCGAUGGCUUCUACGCAGCUAAAACAAACGAGCAAACUGCAAUUCCAGUCGGGAAUUGUACGGCGUAUGAUCAGAAGGACGAACACAAUGGCCGAAGGACUGGGUGCAACAGGUAGCAGCAUGCAUGAUCCCUUAUACAAUCGCUCGACAGCAAAUUGAUACACAUCACCUAAUAAUAGUAUCCCAAUAAAGUAGUUGACAUCUGAAGUCUAUCAUCAAUCAAUUCAGCCACUCAGGUAUUGUCCUCGCAAAGAAGAAACAGAACCAAAACAAAAAAAAAAUGUGCAUUACAAACAAUGUGUCCCUCGCUGCUGUUAAUGCAACACGACCGAGAGGCUGUAUUUACCAGUAUUUGCCCUCUUUUUAUUGCAGCUGGAUGGUAAGACAACGUCCAACAAGCGGUACACGUUACCGAGGCUCGAGACGAUGACGAUAAUGCUUCGGCCCAGACAGUGUUCGAUUAGAAAACAAUCCGAAACGAAACGGGCCGACCUGAUAAUGGAAAAUUCGAACCAUUUGUGGAACGUAGCGGUGUUGGCAAGUGGUGGCAAUACUAUGUGGAGGACAACGGCAAGGCAAUACACGACUAUACAGCACACCGAAGCGAAUGGUGUAGAAUGCGUAGAAUGAAAAGUUACUACGACGACGAUCUCGGCCGGUUGAGAUUGGGAUGAUCGUUGGCCUGGAGGAGAAAAAUCUUCGCGGUUCUCGCUACCGUGCACCAUUUAAGCGGUGGCAGUGGUCAAGGUAAGACGCGUCCAUAUUGCAGUGUUUUGCUGCUCUGUUUCGGAAGGUGACUUCGUGUGCCUCAGCGUGUCGUGUGAGUUACGUGUUUGCAAAUCAGGUGUUUUGGGGCGAGUUUUGUUUUUGUGAAUAAAUUUUGAAACAAUAAGGCAGUGUGCAACAUAUAUCGAGAAACGAGAACACAGACAAACAAACCUGAGGUCUUCUGCGACUGGGAAGCGAACUGGGAAGUACGCCUAAUCUGUCAAGAUGAUGUCCAGAAAGCUUAUCGAUGAAAGCCGCGAAGGUUACCUGGACAACGAGAAUUCACCGUACCUGAUUAGCAACUACGGAUAUGGCAAGGACAGCGUCAAGGUGAUGCACGUGGUGCGCAAUGGGCUGGUGCACACGAUAAAGGAGUUUGAGGUUGGAACGAAGCUAAAGCUACGCAGCCAAAAGGACUAUCUCGAGGGCGAUAAUAGUGACAUUGUCGCGACGGAUUCGCAAAAAAACACCGUCUACCUGUUGGCCCGCAAGCACGGUCUUAAGUCGCCGGAAGAGUUCGGCAUACUGCUGUGCCAUCACUUCCUGAGCAAGUACGCACACGUCGAGGAAGUGUCGAUACACAUCGAGGAGUACCCGUGGUCUCGGAUGGGGUUUGGUACCGGUCCGUACAAGGAUCUGCAUAAUCACGCUUUCGUCUUCACACCGACCGCCAUCCGGUAUACGGACGUCACGCAGAAGCGCACCGAAAUCAAACCGACUGUCAUCAGUGGGCUGACGGAUUUGCGCGUCCUCAAGACAACACAGUCGGCGUUUGUGAACUUUGUUAACGAUGAGUACCGGUCCUUGCCGGAUCAGCAUGACCGCAUCUUCAGCACGGUGGUCCGCUCGUCCUGGCAGUACUCCACCGUCACUGGGGUGGACUUUGAUUACUGCUGGAACAAGGUGAAGCAGUGCAUUCUGAACAACUUUGCCGGCGAAACGGAGAAGGGCAUCUUUUCGCCGAGUGUACAAAACACACUGUACCUGGCGGAGAAGCAAGUGCUGGAGACGAUCCCGGAGAUAUCGUCGAUCGACAUGACGAUGCCCAACAAACAUUACUUCACGUUUGACUUUAGCAAAUUCCCGAAGGUGGUGAACGAGGUCGAGCUGAAGGAGGAAACGGUGUACGUACCGGUGGAUAAGCCUGCGGGCAUCAUCUACGCUCAGCUCGAUCGGAAAUCGGAUCAGUAUGUGAAGAGUAAACUAUGAUGCGAGUUCUAUGACGGGGCGGUUUCUUUUUUUCUUAAACUGUUUGUUUCAAGUUAAGGCGUGUCUAAAGUAAAGCUAGCUUUUAAGUGAAGACGGUAUUCAACCGUCUUCGGUAGGAUUUGUUUUGUACGUUCACCGACUGAGAUGUGUCCAACGCUUAUUACUUAUCUGUAUCUGCAGACAGAAAAACGCGUCGGAAAUAUAGCAAAGUCAAAUAAUUAA